Molecule: messenger RNA, 2424 nt
Organism: Elaeis guineensis (African oil palm)
Lineage: Eukaryota; Viridiplantae; Streptophyta; Magnoliopsida; Arecales; Arecaceae
Product: WEB family protein At5g55860
Biological process (GO): chloroplast avoidance movement; chloroplast accumulation movement
Cellular component (GO): cytosol
Source: RefSeq, a predicted model, not a curated record
UUACACUGUUGCCGCUCCUCCCCGAACCGUACGGUUUACCUCUCCUUUGACCCUUCUUUCCCCUCUUUUCCCUGGCUCUCCUCUCGUUGCCGUCGCUUUCGGUCCUCCACCUUUGGUCGACGGUCGCCGGCGCCGACCUGUCCUCUCCUCUUCUCUCACCGUCGCUCGAUCUGGUCUCCGAUCCCUCUCCGCCUCUCCUUUCCGCUUCUCGAGCUCUCCCUCUUGCCGUCGUCGGCGCGCUCUCGUUUCUCCGAGGCUGGUAUAGCAUAAGAAGGGAAACAUGGGAGUGAAAGCUCAUCAAAAUGUUACUGAUUCACCUAAAGCCGAGGUUGGAGAGAUAGACACGAGGGCACCUUUUGAAUCUGUCAGAGCUGCUGUCAGCUUGUUUGGUGAAGUAGCAUUUUCAGCUGAUAGACCAACUGCGAGAAAGCCAAAGCCUUCCUCAGCAGAGAGAGCAUUGGCAAAGGAGACACAACUACACCUGGCCCAGAAGGAGCUAAACAAGUAUAAGGAACAGAUAAAAAAUGCUGAGACAACGAGGGUCCAAGCACUAGCUGAGUUAGAGGGAGCUAAAAAAUCUGUCGAGGAACUAACCCACAAACUCAAUACCAUAAAUGAGUCCAAGGACUUGGCACUAAAAGCAACAGAAGCUGCCAAGAAUCAAACAAAAGAACUUGAAGAUGAGAAUUCCAGUGACGGUACUGGAAAGGACAGUGCCUGGAAACAGGAAUUGGACAGUGCAAGAGAACAGUAUGCGGUUGCCAUCACAGAGCUUGAUGCAGCAAAGCAGGAACUUAGAAGGAUCAAGAAGGAUUUUGAGUCAUCCAUGGAAGCCAAACUCAGAGCAUUCCAUCAGGAAGCAGAGGCCAAGCGGUUGUCUGAUGUCAACACAGAGAAGGCUGCUCAACUCUCCAAGGAGAUUGCAGCUACACAGGAGUCACUUAUGCAUGUUAAGCUUGCCACAGAACAAGCCCAACAGGAGGAAUUGAAGAUACAUUCUGAGAAAGAUGCUGCACGACAGUCUUACAAACAAGCGCUAGAAGACACUGAAAAGAAAUUGGCGUCUUUACAUAAGGAGUUUGAUCCUGAACUUCAUAAGAAUCUUGAGGUGAAGUUGGCAGAGACAACUGCUGAGAUUGGAGCCAUCCAGAAGGAAAUGGAAGAUGCCCGUGCUUCAGAUUUAGAGUCUCUGAUGACCGUAAGGACGGAGCUUGAUGGAGCGAAGGAUGUGUUGCAAAAAAUUGCUGAAGAAGAAAGCUCCCUUAAGACCUUGGUGGAAUCCCUGAAGUUGGAGUUGGAAGCAGUGAAGAAAGAGCAUGAUGAGCUCAAAGAGAAGGAUGCAGAGACCGAGUCUGUUGUUGGGAACCUUCACAUCAAGCUUCAGAAGUGCAAAAAUGAGCUGGAGGCAGCCGUAGCUGCAGAAUUUAAAGCAACCUCAGCAUCUGAUGACCUGAUGUCAGCCCUUCAGCAGCUAUCUUCUGAAUCUGAGAGUGCAAUACAGGAAGCAGAAGCAAUGAAGAAAACUGCUGAAGAACUAAGAAAUGAAGCGGAAGCAUCUCAAAUAGCCUUAGCUGAAGCAGAGAAGAAGCUGCAGGUUGCCUUAAAGGAUGCAGAAGAAGCAAAAGCAUCAGAGGCAAGAGCCCUUGACCAGAUAAAGGAAUUAUCAGAGAAAGCAAAUGCUGCUCGAGCCUCAACUUCAGAGUCCGGAGCUAAGAUUACAAUCUCCAAAGAGGAGUUUGAGUCUUUGAGCCGGAAGGUGGAUGAGUCAGGGAAGUUGACUGAGAUGAAGGUUGCUGCUGCUAUGGCCCAGGUGGAAGCUGUGAGGGCUAGUGAGAAUGAGUCAAUUAAGAGAUUAGAGGUUACUCGGAAGGAGAUGGAGGACAUAGAGCUAGCAACUGAAGAGGCACUGAAGAGGGCAGAGAUGGCUGAGGCAGCAAAGAAAGCAGUGGAAGGAGAGCUGAGGAGGUGGCGGGAGAGGGAACAGAAGAGGGCUGCCGAGGCUGCUUCUCGUAUACUGGUUGAGACACAGAUGUCUGUGGAAGCAUCACAGACAAAACCCAAGCCUCCAAAUGCAAACAUAGUGGAGACAGCUGAAGGGAAUCAAAAGGUUAAUAGAGCAGCAGUCUCGAGGAAGACGGUGCUACCCAACUUCAGCGGCAUAUUCCACAGGAAAAGGAACCAGGUUGAUGGUGGCUCCCCGUCCUAUCUCCCAGGUGAGAAACCUGUAUGAUGUCAUACUCUUUGCUGCUGUAUGAUUUACCAAUGUGUGAUUUUGACCUUGAAAGUAAGAACGUAUGCAGGGGCUUUCUUUGUAGAUAGUAAGCAGUUUUUCUUUGCUUCUAAAUUUAGUUUUUGCAAUGUUGUGGUGCCUUCUGCAUCAGUUAUGAUUUGAGCUGAUCAUUUGGAGGGACUGUGUUUGAACUA